Molecule: messenger RNA, 2111 nt
Organism: Cercocebus atys (sooty mangabey)
Lineage: Eukaryota; Metazoa; Chordata; Mammalia; Primates; Cercopithecidae
Gene: DUSP21
Product: dual specificity phosphatase 21
Exons: 1
Coding region: 937-1506 (189 amino acids)
Biological process (GO): protein dephosphorylation
Molecular function (GO): MAP kinase tyrosine/serine/threonine phosphatase activity
Source: RefSeq, a predicted model, not a curated record
GACAGAGCAAGCCUAUCUCAAUUUUUGGCCCAAUUACCAUGUAGCAUUAACUUGUUCCAGAAUGUGUAAUAUUACUGGGAAGACAGCAUCGGUAGUGGUCAAAGUGAUUUGUAGUUCACAAAGCAUGUGGGCAUUCUUUUUGAAGAAAGUAAACAAAAUAAUUUGAACUAUUGUUUCAGUCAUUUGAGCUGUAUGUACAAACGGACUAUGACACAGCUAAAUUAGUCACAACUGUCCACCACAGGCCAACUUCAAGAUAAAGGGUUAUAUAUCAGUUAGCAAUGCUCCCUUACAACCAGCCCUGAUGUGUUUGUAAGCAGGAAAAUAAUUUUAUGGUUGCAAUCAACAAAGAAAUAUCAGGCCAGUCCACCAAGCCCAGCCAAAUCCCAUAUCUCGCUCCAGUUUUAUAGAGAUUAGCGUAUCACAUGAGCCAAAUGCUGUUCCCCAACUUAGAAUGUGAUGCUGCUAUUUUGCAGGGAAAGUGUAAGCCCUGUUCUGCAACACUGAUGAAAUAGAAGUAUUCAUAAAUACUGUGUUUAAUGUGGUCCAAUAAUUGAAACAUAAAAUAGAUAUCUUGUAACAGAACAUUUUUAAAAGUCAAGAAAGAUAAGAAUUAGGCCUUGGAAAAUAAAUGACUAUGAAGAAAGAUAAAAAUAAAACAGACUGGGGUGUCUCUGAAGACCCUGCUUAGAGGCCUUGUCCUCCUUGCGGCGAGCGGCCAUUGCCAUGGAAACCAGAGCCGCAGGGCUAUCUGUCCGAGAUUGUGACGCCCAGAUGGGAGUGGUGGGAGGAGACAGGAAGAGGGUGGUGAUCGAUGGCCGGUCCUCUUUCUCCAACACCUAGCCUGAGACUUCACGGCGCGGCUGCAAUCCUGAACUAGCUUGGUAAGGGUUGUGCCCUGAACCAGCAUAGAGAGACCUCGGACCGGCCGCCUUGAUGACAGCAUCCGCGUCCUUUUCAUCAUCUCAGGGUCUCCAGCAGCCCUCCACCUACAGCUUCUCCCAAAUAACCAGCAGCUUGUUUCUCAGCAAUGGUGUGGCUGCCAACAACAAAAUCCUUCUGUCCAGCAAUCGCAUCACCGCCAUUGUCAAUGCCUCGGUGGAAGUGGUCAACGUGUUCUUUGAGGGCAUUCAGUACGUAAAGGUGCCUGUUACCGAUGCUCGUGACUCUCGUCUCUGCGACUUUUUUGACCCCAUUGCUGAUCUUAUCCACAGCGUGGAUAUGAGGCAGGGCCGCACGCUGCUGCACUGCGUGGCUGGAGUGAGCCGUUCCGCCUCACUGUGCCUUGCGUACCUCAUGAAAUACCACUCCAUGUCGCUGCUGGACGCCCAUACAUGGACCAAGUCGCGCCGCCCCAUCAUCCGGCCCAACACCGGCUUUUGGGAACAGCUCAUCAAUUACGAAUUCAAGCUGUUUAGUAACAACACCGUGCGCAUGAUCAACUCGCCGGUAGGUGACAUCCCUGACAUCUAUGAGAAGGACAUACUUGCAGUGAUAUCAAUGUAAGCCAUCCCGGCCAGCCCUUGACAUCUGCCAUCGAUCUGGCACCAAGACUGAACUUGAACACUGACAUUUUGUUGGUAAAGAAAACUGGUUGGUGCCUUGUUAAAGGGCAAGAAAAAAAGGGAGGGGGUUGGAGUUUUGAAUGUAGUAAGCCUUACCUUAAUAGAAUUAAAUUCACGAAAUGUAAGAUGGUGAAAAUGUUUUUUAUCUUGUGAGGUCAAGCUAUUGGGGCCUGGCUGGAACCAGGGUGCGGCAAGUGAUGCUCAGCUCACAUAGACCUGCCAGCAGCACCUAAUACAUGUGGCAGGCCUGGAAUUCUGAGCCCUGCCGGAGGCCGACUAACUCAGGAGUGAAUCCCCUAGAAUCUCACCUGGUUCUUUCCAAACCAAAGUCAAAGCCUUAGACAUCUUGGCAUCCCUUGCACUUCUCCCGGUAAGUGCCAACCUAGUGGAUAAGUGACUUUCAUUCAAGCUUUGCUCCAGGAGCUCUGGAGGAGGCUCAGGCUACUCUUGCCCGCCUUCAAUCACAGUGGCCCAUCUCUGGUUUUCUAGAUUGAAUUUAUACAUUAGUUAAAAAAAAAAAAAAAAAAAAAAAAACUAGUUUUUUAA